GUAGUCACAGAGACCAGCUGCAGUCCACACAUAGCAGAAGUUCCUUGUUUACUAGGGGUCUGCGACAGCCAUCACAACAUCUGAAGCCAUGGCCAGUGGAGAGGAUGGGCCGAGGAGCUGUGUGGUGUGCAGGGACCGAGCCACAGGCUAUCAUUUCCACGCCCUGACCUGUGAGGGCUGCAAGGGCUUCUUCAGACGAAUAGUCAACAAAAGCAUUGGUCUCACCUGCCCCUUUGCUGGAAGAUGUAAGGUCAACAAGGCCCAGAGACGCCACUGCCCAGCCUGCCGGUUGCAGAAACGCCUAGACGCUGGCAUGAAGAAGGAAAUGAUCCUGUCAGCAGAAGCCCUGGCAGCGUGGCGGGCGAAGCAGGCCCAGCGGCGGGCCCAGCAAGUCCCUGCACAGCUGAGCAAGGAGCAGGAGGAGCUGGUGCGGACACUCCUGGGGGCACACAGCCACCACGUGGGCACCAUGUUCAACCAGUUCGUGCAGUUCAGGCCUCCUGCUCAUCUGUUCAUCCAUCACCAGCACCUGCCCAUCCCAGUCCCCGAGCUGCCCCUGCUCACGCACUUUGCGGAGGUCAACACCUUCGUGGUACAGCAAGUCAUCAAGUUCACCAAGGACGUGCCUCUCUUCCGGUCCCUGCCCAUGGAGGACCAGAUCUCCCUGCUCAAGGGAGCAGCGGUUGAAAUCUGUCAUAUCGCACUCAAUACCACUUUCUGUCUCCAAACACAAAACUUCCUCUGCGGGCCGCUCUGCUACACGCUGGAAGACGGCGUCCAUGCGGGGUUCCAGGAAGACUUUUUAGAGUUGCUCUUUCGCUUUCAUGCGACACUGAGACGACUCCAGCUCCAGGAGCCCGAGUAUGUGCUCAUGGCUGCCAUGGCCCUCUUCUCUCCCGACAGGCCUGGGGUUACCCGGAGGGAGGAGAUCGAUCGUCUGCAAGAGGUGACGGCACUGACCCUGCAGAGCUACAUCAAAGGGCAGCCGCCAAGGCCUGGGGAUCGGUUUCUGUACGCGAAGCUGCUGGGCCUGUUGGCUGAGCUCCGCAGCAUUAACAACGCAUAUGGGUACCAAAUCCAGCACAUCCAGGGCCUGUCCGCCAUGAUGCCGCUGCUCCAGGAGAUCUGCUGAGGACC
Messenger RNA from Enhydra lutris kenyoni (northern sea otter), 1137 nucleotides. RefSeq names its product nuclear receptor subfamily 1 group I member 3. NCBI's taxonomy places the organism in Eukaryota, Metazoa, Chordata, Mammalia, Carnivora, Mustelidae. Gene Ontology annotation, biological process: cell differentiation; positive regulation of transcription by RNA polymerase II; negative regulation of transcription by RNA polymerase II. The coding region runs from base 89 to 1132 and encodes 347 amino acids. The transcript has 9 exons. The record is from RefSeq and is a predicted model, not a curated record. Gene Ontology annotation, molecular function: zinc ion binding; nuclear receptor activity; RNA polymerase II cis-regulatory region sequence-specific DNA binding.